AGACAGUCACUCGCGACAGCGUUGGUGCGCCUCGACCACCACGGCGGUCUGAGCAGGCGACCUUGGAGUGCCUGCUUACAAGGUCCUCACAAGACGAAGCCCGAGCCAUGGCCAAUCCCCCACAGUGGGUCGAGCCGUAUCCAUAGGCGCCAAACUAAAUCGGGCUAGCGCGAGCGCGGAUUCGACGGAAGAAUCGCGGCGUCGGCAGAGGUGGAUUAGUUGGACCCUUCCUGCGAAAUCGUGCGACCCGAGGUCCCGCGUCAUCACCCGCACGAAGUCCGGAGGAUGGCCGCCAGCGUGCCAGCAGCGCAGGCCACCCCGGGAGAGACUCCGCGACGUGAAUCGAGCCUGCUGGCGGGCUUCUCUACUGCCGAUACUCACAAGGCGAUCCAGGAUAACAUCUACGUCAUCCUGGGCCACGGGACCGUCCAGCGCCGCGUCCUCUACACCGGAAUUUUGUCCGUGGUGGUGCUGCUGAUGCAUGCGCUGGGAAGCCGGCUCUUCACCCACGAUGUCCCCCACUGGUGUGCUCCUCCGCAUGAGCUUCGCGACGUUCCGGUGGACGUCUGGAGGAACGUGGCCAUCCCGCUGGGUCCCGAUGGCAAGCCGAGCCAGUGCGACGUCUACGAUCCGCCCAUUGCGCAUGAUGACGAGGAGCGCCACUUGGUGCCCUGCCAGCAAUGGGACUACGACACUGUCAGCAAGGAAGACAGCAUCAUUAGCCGGUGGGACCUGGUGUGCAGCCACGUGUGGCUUUUUAAGGUCAUCAUGGUGGCGUACAUGCUGGGCGCAGUGCUGUGCGUGCCGAUGGCCGGAUUGCUCGCCGACAGGGUUGGUCGGAGGCCCGCAAUUCUGGGUUGCGUUCUCGCCCUGCUAUGCUUCAGCAUCGGCUGCGCAGUCUCGCAAACUCUCAUCAUGUACGUGGUGACCAGGUUCUUCGUGGCGGCUUCUAGUUGCUCCGCGCAGGUGCUGAUAUUGAUCCUGCUCUACGAGAUGACUGGCAAUGAGCGACGCGCCCUGUACGGAAUCCUUGAUACGGCCGUCGGAGUCACGACCGUGUCACUUGUAAUACGCUUGAUGUCUCUGCUGAAACCACACUGGGACCUGGUGCACGCAUUCCUCGUUGUGCCAACGGCCAUGCUCGUGUUCUGGUGCUACCUGCUCGACGAGUCACCCUGCUGGCUUCUGGCGACGUGGAGGGCGCGGUCUGCAGAGCGUGUCGUCAUGUUGGCCGCCAAGACCAACGGCGUCGACCUCUGCAAGGCUCGCCUCACAUUCAAGGCUCUCAGGGAGCAGCUCAAGAAGAUCGAGUCCGCGUCCACCGCGUCGAGUGCCAGUGACACCUUUGCCAUGACGACUACGUUUCGCCGGCGCACCUUCGCGGUGGUUCUCUGCUGGUUUAGCGUUAACUUCACCUACUACGGCCUGAUAGUGCGUUACGUUGCCACCGAAGACUUGUGGUUAGCCAUGGGGACCUUCCUGCAGGCGGCGCUCUACGCCAUCGUCUGGCGGCAUCUGCACAGCCGCGGCCAACGCGAGACCUUUUUCAUCGCGCUCGGUCUCCUGGGGAUCCUCAUGGUGUUCCAGGUGGCCCUUCAUUUCGCCGGUAUCACUGCACUGUUCGCACUGGCCAACACUGUCGUAGUGAGUAUGUCUGCCGUCACGCUCAGCGUGAACUACUGCUACACAGCCGAUGUGUUUCCCACCGUCGUCAGGAGCUUGGGCCUGGCUGUCUCCUAUGCCGUUGGACGUCUCGGAGUGCUGGCAGCAGGCUUUUUGGAGGAGGUAGCCUACAUCAGAAGCGAGACUUCCGCCAACCUGCUCAUGACAGUGCUGGUUCUCCUGAGCGCAGCGGCUCUCCAAUGGCUGCCAGAAAUCUUUGUGGAGAAGCGCCAGGCGGAUCCAUCCCCGGCGAGCUUAAACCCAGACCAGCGCAAGAAGGAUAUGCAGAAAUCCCUUACGUCGGUGAACACUACGUCCAAACAGUCUUGCGCAGGGAAGCGUUCCCGCAAGGCACGCAAAGUCAAAUCACCAUCGCGGAGCAACGCCUCACCCCCACCAGAGCCCAAGGACAAGGCGGCAGACCAAGAUAUGGCGUUGAAGCCGUGAUAAGUGUACGUUGUCCCUCGCUAGGCCUCGUUUACGAUCAACGUGUUAAAUCUAUGUUCUGAUUUGCGUAUAUGUUUAUCGUACUUGUCAAUGUUAUCCAUGCUUGAUCCUUUACUGUGAACUCUAUUUCUUGCGCAUGCUUUCGAAUCGCAAAACCCGAACUACCUGCUUGAAAAAUAUGGUUACACUUCUGACAUGCAGAGACACGCUUUGACGCUGCUGUAGCGAAGAAACACUUACACAAGACACGCCCAAGUUGUUUCGAAAGGAUCCCACGCCGUAGGUGGCGUGAUCGAUGCGCCCUAAAACAAAGUGUACAAGGCCUUGAAGACUUCUGCGAAGCUGCUUAAAGCAGCUUCGUUGAAGCAAGGUAUGACGCUAUGACUAUGGUACCAGCUUUUGGGAAGAGGAAAAGAUGACCAGAUUCCGAAGUGGUGGUCGAUUCUGUUCCAAGCAGCUGUUUAUUGUAAUAACGUGCAUCGUACCAUGUGUAUGGGAGCACACACCGAAUAGCAGCUAUGAUUGCUGUUUGAUGUAUCGUUGGCUAAUGGUGUGUGCGUAUCAAAUGAAGUCAUAAACGGGCGCUCCACGCCGCUUCUCAUAUUAA
Molecule: messenger RNA, 2716 nt
Organism: Dermacentor albipictus
Lineage: Eukaryota; Metazoa; Arthropoda; Arachnida; Ixodida; Ixodidae
Product: solute carrier family 22 member 7-like
Biological process (GO): transmembrane transport
Cellular component (GO): membrane
Molecular function (GO): transmembrane transporter activity
Source: RefSeq, a predicted model, not a curated record